AUGUGGGACUUUGUGCAAAUCCCUUCAGUGUCCAUGGUUCUAGGUUCUAUAACUGAAAGCUUCGGCAAUAACCUUAAGCAGUGUACUACCUUCGACAUGUUGUGGGUUCGUCCGUGUGUUGGUCCUCCAGUAUUUGGUAACAGUCCAACUCUUGGAGGAAUUGAGUUAAUGAAUGAGCCUCUAGCACCAGGUGUCUCUCUAGAAAGCCUAAAGAGCUAUUACAAAGCUGAUUACAACACAAUGCAUAAGUACAGUCCAAGCGCCUAUGCGAUCUUAGCAAACAGAUUGGGAGAUCGUGAUCCAAAUGAGCUCCUCUCAUUCACCCAAAACCUCCAUGGCAUAGUCAUAGACGUGCAUUACUACAACCAAUAUGAACCCAAGUUCAACAGCUUCAAUGCACAACAAAACAUCAAUUACAUCUGCAACCAACGAGCUUCUAGUCCCUGA
This is a messenger RNA of Prunus armeniaca (apricot), 447 nucleotides long. The record is from the annotation of a GenBank genome assembly. NCBI's taxonomy places the organism in Eukaryota, Viridiplantae, Streptophyta, Magnoliopsida, Rosales, Rosaceae.